ACCCGGGAGUCCCUGUAUGAGACGGUGCCCGUGCCAGGAUCUGAAGGACAUUCUGUUUGGUAGACUAAGGAACCUGCGUGUUUUAAUCCGUGAGGCUGUGGUCAGACCCUUGAACUUGAGACCUGCUAACCUGCUAAAUUGCUUGGGUGCAGGCUUUAAUGGACGGCUUUGGUCUCCCUCGGCCACCUGCCCUCCCUGAAGGGCCAAGGAGCAUCCUAAACCCUCAGGGCCCUCAUCGACCUCUUCUGCUCCAAAUUCAAGGGGAGGGCUUAAAAAAUUCCCCGCUUGCUGGUGUGGUUUCAGAAUGUCAAGUACCGUGGCCUACUGGAUCUUCAGUUCUGCAAGAAACCGCAUUGCUACAUUACAAGGCGGCAGACGCUUAUACUCAAGAGUUGUCUCAAAUAGGAAUCAGUUGAAAUGGAGACUCUCUUCUCCAUCACUUCCCGAAAUAAAAAACAGUUCCCCGUGUGGUGGCUUCACUUUACAGAAAGCCUACAGACACACAUCAACGGAGGAAGAGGAUCUCCAGUUGCAGCUUAGCCCUGAGCAGGUAAAUGAAGUCCUUCGAGCUGGUGAGUCUGCCCACAAGGCUCUUGACUUCAACAGUGGAGUCCCAAAUUCAGUGUUACGCUUUGAGAGCAACCAGCUGGCUGCCAAUUCCCCAGUGGAGGACCGACAAGGUGUAGCCUCCUGCCUGCAGACCAGUGGGCUGAUGUUUGGCAUCUUUGACGGACAUGGUGGUCAUGCAUGUGCACAAGCCGUGAGCGAGAGGCUCUUCUACUACAUGGCAGUGUCCCUGAUGUCUCACCAGACCUUGGAGCAGAUGGAAGAAGCAGUGGAAAACCUGAAACCCCUGCUGCCCAUCCUGCAGUGGCUCAAGCACCCAGGGGACAGUAUCUACAAAGAUGUCACAUCAGUGCAUCUGGACCACCUCCGUGUCUAUUGGCAGGAACUGCUUGACCUGCACAUGGAAAUGGGCCUGAGUAUUGAAGAAGCAUUAAUGUAUUCUUUCCAGCGACUGGAUUCUGACAUCUCACUGGAAAUUCAGGCCCCCUUGGAAGAUGAGGUAACAAAGAACUUGUCCCUCCAGGUUGCUUUCUCUGGAGCAACAGCUUGCAUGGCCCAUGUCAAUGGGGUUCACUUGCAUGUGGCAAAUGCUGGUGACUGCCGGGCUAUCCUAGGUGUUCAGGAAGACAAUGGUAUGUGGUCCUGUCUACCUCUCACCUGCGAUCACAAUGCCUGGAAUGAGGCCGAGCUGUCCCGGCUUAAGAGAGAACACCCUGAGUCAGAGGACAAGACACUCAUCAUAGAUGAUAGGCUGCUGGGCGUGCUCAUACCCUGCAGGGCCUUCGGGGACGUCCAGCUGAAGUGGACUAAGGAGCUUCAGCGUAAUGUCCUAGGGAGGGGCUUUGAUACUGAAGCCCUCAACAUUUACCAGUUCACCCCACCUCACCUCUACACUCCACCCUAUCUGACUGCCAAGCCUGAGGUUACAUACCACAGGCUGAGGCCCAAGGAUAAGUUCCUUGUGCUGGCUUCAGAUGGCCUGUGGGACAUGCUAGGCAAUGAGGAUGUAGUGAGGCUGGUGGUGGGGCACCUGUCCAAGGUAGAUCGCCACAAGCCAGACCUAGCCCAAAGACCAGCCAACUUGGGCUUCAUGCAGAGUCUGCUGCUGCAGAGAAAAGCCAGUGGACUUCAUGCAGCUGACCAGAACGCGGCCACACAUUUGAUCAGACAUGCCAUCGGUAGCAAUGAGUACGGAGAGAUGGAGCCAGAGCGGCUGGCUGCUAUGCUGACAUUGCCAGAGGACGUGGCAAGGAUGUACCGAGAUGAUAUCACUGUCACUGUGGUGUUUUUUGACUCAGACUCUAUUGACGCAUAUUACAAGGGGGGUUAAGAGUCUCCCAUCCUGUUGCCAGUGCUAAGAUAAAUGAGGUUUAAAACAUUUUUACUUAACUCUAAAUGAGCUAUUCAAACCUCUCUACUACAAGAACAGGCAGAUACAGGUUGUUGAAUCAUUAGCAUGAGAAGGGGGGAAAGCUGCCUAGUUGUAAAAACAGUAGCAGUGAUUUUAUGUCCCUGUGUCUAUUGGCCAACUCUUCUAUGUAGAAGGCACAGAAUAAAGGUUAUAGAAUUGGCUUGGGCUCAUGUAGCUCACAUCCUUUAUAAAAACACAUAAAUUGUGUCAUCCUGUGCUGUUAAAGGGUAAGUUUUAAUUAUGAGUCUAAGAAUAAAGAACUUCAGGGACUUCUGAGAUCCAGUGACAAAAAUCUGCCAAUGUGAUAAUUUUGAGUUACGCACAACUUCUAGGCUAUGGAGUUUGUUUUGCUGUUUAAUUAUAGAAGCCUAGGUUUACAAAGCAUACUACAGUACACUUUUCUAUGCAAUAUUCUAACUUUUUGUGUAUGGUUAUUUUUGUGAAGACAUUGUGUAAUACGAGAUUCUAGUUUUAGUUUAUUUUCAAGCCGAAUCCUCAAACUUGCAAGCCGGCCCCACUGUAAGUGUGUUUGGGACCUCUCCUCUUGUUUCUCAGCUGAAAUUGAGAAGGAUCUAGGCCUAUGGACCUGCUGAAUUUAAUUGUGUAGUAUUUGGUCCCCUCUACUGAGCCCCACUCCUGGACUUUUGAGCCAUACUAGGAGACAGUUUAUAUCGAAUUCCCACCUCCAGGCAUUUCUGCUUAGUAAAAUGUUCCCCCUAGGCUUCAGGGUUACUGACAGCAUUUAGCCUUUCUGAUUAUCUCUCUAAAUCACUCUUUAAAGCCAUCUGACACAAUCCUUCUACCUCUGCUAUGCUGCUCAGCCCCACCCUUCUGCUACUGGAAAAUCUGUCACCUGUCCCCUCUUCAAAAAGUUGGAGGAAAGGAGACAUUGUGGUCACAUGGUAGUUGUGGUUUUGGACAUUUGGGCAAGCCAGGCUUAUUCGGUGGUUUGUGGAUUUAAGCUUUAGCUUGAAUCGGGAGAAAUGAAAUUAUGAUGGGCCUAAAGAGAACAGCGACAAGCAGAUGCUCUCCUCUCUGUAGCUUGAGAGGGAGGAGUGAGUCUUAUCAGAUGGGAUACCUGCCCUUGACUUUUACGAAUUGCCAUUGCAUGCCUCAGAAAUUAAACCAUAUUUAGUAUGAAAGUUGGGCAAAAUUAAAAAUACAGCUUGUCAUGUUUUCAUGGGCCACAGAGUCUUUGUAUUUACUUGACAAUUAACCCAUAUGGAUCCUUUUGGAGGGUAUAAAUUUUCUCUUCUCAUGAAUGGUUAUAGCAUUUAAAUAGCAGGAAAUGUGUCCCUAAAUGGAAACACAUUUUUUUUUUUUGAGGUAGGGUCUCAUUCUAGCCCAGGCUGACCUGGAGUUCACACUAUAGUCCCAGGCUGGCCUCAAACUCAUGGCAGUCCUCCUACCUUUGCCUCCCAAGUGCUGGGAUUAAACAUAAUUUUUUUGUGGGAUUAUUUCACAAAACUGCUUCAGUUUUCCUUUACUUCAUCAGAUGAAACUCAGUGUAGGUAAACUAAACUAGCUCAUUCCUUUCUUCCUCUUACCCCUCCUCCAGAGCCAUUCACAGCAUACCAGAAACCUAGGUUUGAUUCCUCACUUUUCAUGAUUGACAUUCAGUCAAGAGUUGGGACCAUUCUGUACAUUUUCCAGUGUGUCUGAUGAGUGAUGUGGCUUCAUGUAAGAAAGACUCUUUUGGGUAAUUCACCUUAGUCCUUUUUCUCACAGACUUAGACCUUCACUUAAAAAUAAACUGUGAGCCCCAGCUACCCGACCCUAAGGAGAUUGAAGUAGGAGGAACCUAAAUCUGAGGCCAGCCUGGGCUACACAGUAAGCCCUUGCCUCAAAACCAAGAAGCCGGCCAACCAUGUGAACCACUGCCAUUCUGCUAACAUAAAGGCUUGUGCAAAUGGAGAACUCUAUUUGUCUAACAUUUUAUGUUUUUCACUCCAGCAAAACCCUGGAGUUUACUUGAGCCUUAACUGGCAUACAGUCACGUGCCUGUGACUUUGGAGCCUGGCAUGGGUCAUAAAUGUAUCUGAUUCAGUAAGAUCUGCUUCAGUUGAUAGAGUACAGACUUCCCACCUGUGUCUCCAAGCAGGUCUGUGUUUCUUCAUUGUCUAAUAGAUGUCCCUGCUAUCGAGUUGACAUUGAAGAGAAGAAAGACCAAUUUAUUGCCUGCCUUUUUUCCCCUCCCACCGUGAACUCUCAGUUCUUGCUGUGCUUGUUCCAGAGAGCCUUGCCUCUGUGGCUAAAUGCCAGUGGGUCUGGCUUGCUGCCACAGAUCUUGGCAGUGACCUUCUUGAAGCAAAUGGGCUUCUGCUUUGGGACACUGGGAUAGGAAAGGAGUAGUGGUCCUUGUCAGUUCUUCCAGCACGAUUGCCAUUUCUUUCAUAGAGAUUUCACUCUGCAGACUUCUUGAACCAUUGCAACAGGGACAUUGACUAAUAUUUUAGAUGUAACUUUUGAAGUCAAUAUGCUUUGGUGCUUAAAAUGACAUUUAUGACAUUUGGUAAGGAACUGAUAACAUUGGCAUGCUUUAUGUAUUUUAUGUGUAAAUAAUACAGUGCUGUUGAUUUUGGAAAUUGUUAAACAUAUAAGAUAGUAUUCUGAGUUUGAAUUAGUAUGUCAGCUCAAAUUAUUGAGAUUCAGUUUUCUGAGAUGUUAUUUGUAACGUUAAAGCUAAUUUAUUAUAAAGUAAACCUUGAGGUAUUUUAAUAUAUAGACAUUUUCCACAGAAGUACAUGUAGCUUAAGAACUUUUGGUGUUAGGCACAUUGGGCAAAACUCAGUUGAGACACAAUCAAGUUGGCACUUUUUAAAUGUAAGUGAAAUGUAAAAUGCUUUAACUUGAGUUAAAGAAGAGUACAACAGCAAAAUAGAGUAUAGCAGCAAAAUGCAUUCUGAAGGAAGCUGGCUCUAUUCUUUGGCCCAUUGCCUCUGGUGACCCGUCUUCAUCUGAUGGCUUUGGGGAAGCUGUGGCUUCCCAGGUCAAACUAGAAUAUUCUGGAUCUGAGCCAUCCUAGUUUCAUCAGUAAGUGCUUUGUUUGUCUUUGAAACGUGACUUGUGCAGAAGAAAGCCUGCCGUAGCUGCGGAUGUGAAGGAUCAAGGCUGGUGGCACAGAAUGUGACGCAAGCUGCCACGUGCAUAGCCGGGAGGAAGGCGUGUGUGGGCUGCUGUGUAACCAUCUCCAGAGCCAUCUGAGCCUCUGUCCCUUCCUCCUUGGGUACCUUAUACCUAACUUGCCACCUGAAAAAUAAUUUUUAGCAAGCAUUUUCUUGGAACAAUCAUUAACUUUAAUCUUUAAUAAUUACUGGCAUUUGUAUUUUAAGCUGUGUACCAGUGUUCGUAUUUGACACUGAUUUUCUAACUGUUAAAGAUAUUCAAAGAAAACUUCUAAAUAAAAGAGGUAAAUAAAAUUCGCUUUCCUG
Jaculus jaculus (lesser Egyptian jerboa) is the source of this 5409-nucleotide messenger RNA. RefSeq names its product pyruvate dehyrogenase phosphatase catalytic subunit 2 (gene Pdp2). Gene Ontology annotation, biological process: protein dephosphorylation. Gene Ontology annotation, molecular function: protein serine/threonine phosphatase activity; cation binding. The transcript has 2 exons. Lineage: Eukaryota; Metazoa; Chordata; Mammalia; Rodentia; Dipodidae. The record is from RefSeq and is a predicted model, not a curated record. Bases 305 to 1897 code for a protein of 530 amino acids.